Clonostachys solani is the source of this 1395-nucleotide messenger RNA. Lineage: Eukaryota; Fungi; Ascomycota; Sordariomycetes; Hypocreales; Bionectriaceae. The record is from the annotation of a GenBank genome assembly.
AUGGCGACGGUAGAAACUGCACAAGCAGUUUCGAUGGAAAGGCCCUCAAGUCAAGGGAGCCCUCGACUCUUCAUGCUGCCUUUCCACGGUACUAGUGAGGAUGCCCAGCCCAGCAGGGCAUCAGCUGCUGUCGCGACGGCAUCCAAUCAUUCCAACGAUGACAGCGCCUCUUCAAUCGACCAUGUAAUGGAUAAGAAACCAACGAAGACCAUCACAAAGCGACAGAAGGCUAAGCGCCAUUGUGCCAAGUUCAAGUGGUGGUACUUAGGCGGGUUGCUUAUAUUUCUCGUAAUUUUGCUCCCAAUCCUCUUCAAAGUCAUAAUUCCUGCCAUCGUCCAAAAAAUUGUCAACAAUCAAGGUCUACCGGUGGAGAGUGGUGUCAUUCGAGCCGUUUCACCAGACGAGCUUUCCGUCACUCUCAAGACCUCACUCGACACGCCGCUACCGGCCAUGAUUAACCCCUUCGAGAUGAAUCUCUACAACAAAGAUAGCGAUGAUCCUUCUCCUUUCGUCAAAAUCCAGCUACCUAAGGUGAAGGUUAAUCAUAACACCACUGUUACGGUUGAGGAACAGACAGUGAAAGUUUUGAACGAAAAGCAGCUAGUUUGGUGGUUUAGCAAUAUAUUCGACCAAGCAGAGACAGAACUCUCCCUAUCUGGUAGACCCAAAGUCAGUCUUGGGGCCCUGAACUAUGAACCCAAGAUGGAUCUCACGGUGAAGGUGCCAGGGUUAAAUCGCCUUCAGGGUUUUACGGUUGAAAAGCUAGAGUUCACAGGGGGCCAGGAUGGCAGUAGCAAGAACAUCAGAGGGAAGCUCAUCCUUCCAAAUGCGGGGGUCCUCACACUUGGUCUAGGGAAUCUCACCUUGAACAUCAUCUCCGGAGACGUUCACCUCGGUGUCGUUAAUGUUUACAACGUGGAACUCAAGCCCGGGAAUAAUACAAACGACUUUGACGGUGAGAUCUACCUCGACCAGCUUAUUCCCAAUUUAGGCGCCCUCCUAGACAGCCAGAAAGAUGCCUUGACUGUUGGGGCUAUCGAUCUCAUCGUCACUGGGAACUCAACAAUUGUCAAUGGCCAACACAUCAAAUAUGUGGAAUCAGUUCUAAACAACAGAAUUAUUAGCACAAGGAUUCCCAUUAUGACACUAGCAGGGGAUAUCCUUAGCGGUAUCCUCAGCAGUGACUCUCAGUCUUCACUUGUUAAUGUCAUCGGCAAUGUGUUCGGUAACUCCUCGUUACUUGAGAGCACGUGGAGUCACUGGAGUAAAGAUCAGACUGGAGAUAGCUCGGAGUCUCAGCCAACUGAAAAGAAGAGGGAUGCUCCCCAAUUUUCUCUAGUACAAAAUCUAGUCAGGAUGAGUGUCAGAGCAAGCUUGAAGGCAAGCAUCAGGUAA